AUGUUACGCUUUGCUUGGUUAUAUCUCUGUUUUGCCACUUGUAUAUUCUUCCCCUCUUCAACUUGGGAUAAGUACAGCUAUUCCGACCUCGCUAGAUUGAAGGUCCCGGCAUCUCUCAACUAUACUCAAAUCUACCUUACUAAUUUUUCAAAUCAGUCUUAUAAUUUUCAGCCUCAGGAAAAUACUAUACUAGAGUUUAGGGAGGCUGUUGAAGUUUCCAGAUUAUUAUUAGAUCUUUUUUGCUAUGCUUAUCCAGUGGUUGGUAUUAAUCAGACGGACACAUAUGAAGUAGUACGUGCUAUACUAAAUCACCUGCACCGCGCUCUGGGGGAUUAUAAAGACACUCCAAAGCUCGCUAUCUUUUCCCCGGAAGAUAUAAAAAGAGAACGCUCCUGGAUUGCGCUUAAUGCCUCUUAUUUAGCUUCGCUUUUGCAAGAGGAAAAGAUUGUUGAGUAUUUUGCGAGUCCCCAAAACUAUUUUUACGAACGAAAGAAACUUUCAAAAAAUGUGUGGGGAAACCCCGAUAUCUCAAGGGAUUUGCCCAACUCACGCUAUACUGGCUACGGAAAUAUCGCCCUUUUUGUUAAGGAACUUUCAUCAUCGUUGAUAAAAAGGUGGAACCGAUUGACCAGCAGUGACGUGCCCAUAUUAUUAGAUGAGAUCAAAAAGUUUUAUGAGCUCCAUCAAUUUCGAAAACUUUUAAGAAUCCAACGGCACGUGUUUACUGAAUUUCCAUUGAUUGUGAAAGAACGGGAUUUAUUGAGGGUGUACACCAUCCUCUGGGAGUCUUUUUAUAAGAGGCUCACCGACGUUAAAGAGAAAUAUGAACAGUAUUGGUCCUAUAAGAAGAAAAACACUUCCAAAAGUGAAAGUUAUAAAGCUGAAGCGGAAAAGGCGUGGACGUUUAUGAUUAAAAAUGAUAAAGAAAAGCGCAAGCAGGACUUUGAGAAUCUUAUGAUAAACAUAUCGCUUUGCUUUAUUAAGGCGAAGUAUUACCGGUUUGGCAUUUCCAUUUGGACUUAUAUAAUAUUAUCGUUCGCUUUUAUGGCAUUUCUGUUAGCAUUCGGGGCAAUAGCAAGUUAUAUCUUCCACCGGCGCUACGUGAGAAUGAAUGGGUACCAAGCAAUACCAUCACACUUUUAA
Messenger RNA from Zophobas morio, 1143 nucleotides. RefSeq lists its product as uncharacterized. The record is from RefSeq and is a predicted model, not a curated record. NCBI's taxonomy places the organism in Eukaryota, Metazoa, Arthropoda, Insecta, Coleoptera, Tenebrionidae. The coding region runs from base 1 to 1143 and encodes 380 amino acids. The transcript is spliced from 11 exons.